AUGGCGGUCAUACUGCAGCAUAAAGCUGCUCUGUCCGUAAAUCAACCGUCUUCCACUUUUUAUAGCGGGGAUAAAAAUCCCGUAAUCAAUGCAUUUCAGGAAGAAUACAAGUUAUUCUUGCAGUUUAUGAGAAAGAAAGCUUCGUCAAGCUACAGGAAAAAAGAUGACGAGGCGUUUUCGCGUGGGGCGGACACUUUGUUCAGUCUGUGGAAUUCCUAUGAAGCACGUCUUCCAACAACCUACUACCAGCAGAAAGUUAUCGAGAUGGGAGACUUUCUGGUUACUAUCAAGGAGUAUAACUUGGCAGUGUGGCAAUGCUACGGACGCUACUUAGAUCAGUUUGGUGAUCAGCAUAUUGAGGAUAUCGUGGACAUCAACAUGGUGAAAGAAAUAUUCUUCGCUGAUGGUCUGGAGACUGACAAUGCUAGUCUAACUUUCCGAGCACUUUAUGGUAAAAGUAUCUGCAACUACCAGCUGGUGUUAUUGACUGAUCCGAAACUUCAGAACACACAGUCAGUGAAGAUGUGCCUGAAGAUUCUAGCCUUCCUUAGACUUAUCACACAGGUUGUACUGCCCAGGGAACCAUUGUGCUGGCUGGUGUAUAAUGGAACCAUCCAUAUUUACAGUGUAUCCAGACAUUUGAUGACUCUGGGUCAUUCAGCAAAGGUUCUAGAGUUCCUUCUAUGGGCUUGUAUGUGUAUGGAGAACUCCGUCCCCCUGUUGUCCAUUCGGUACCUCUCAUGGCGGGCUACUCUCUACACUGCGGUGUGUCACUGCUACUAUGACUGCAAGGCUUCACAGCAAGCCGAGAGCUUUGCUCGGCGUGCCUUGACUAAAGUCAAUGAGUUGAGUCAAUUAGAGAAGAUCAGCUUGGCGCCACCUAGUGUCGAGAUUGAGAUCAUCUUUAGACAGGUUGCUGUUAAGUUGGGCAUAAUGGUGUACAAACGGGCCGUUUUCGACACGAGGAAAAAACCCAAAGGCCUACUCCGCCCUAAGACAAGAAGCAACCUGAAGGAUGCCCAGUCGCUACCGUGGCCUCGUACUGCUGUGGAGAAACUCCUGUCCGACAUGUUUGAGGGCAGCGCUGCUCAGUUCAUGGCGAUCAUCGAGACUCUGGCGGACAGUACCCGCCGGACGUUACUUACCAGCCCUGCGGCUCCGGACACUGAGGACCACAUUCUGGACACGUACACGGAACUGUUCUUUGCUGGUCUGGAGAUUAUUUCAGGAGGGGGAGGGCACAACCCACGAGGCCCCCACACAGCCACCGAUAUCAGCCUAGGAGGGGUUACACCCGAUAAGAAGAGCCUGAUGGAUCAAGCUGCCCAGUCUAAGGACGGCAUACCCAUCGGUGCCAUCGUCAAGUUUGUCAAAUGGGCGUAUAACUUUGAACAGUGGGAGGUGUACGAGACUCUUGUGGAAAUGGUCAUUGAAUAUCUGAAGGGUCAGAAUGAUCAGCACUACACCGCUGAGAUGAAGAGUCUUGAGAUCCUACAAGCCAUGGAUCCUCUCAACCCAGCCAGGAAGUCUAAGAAACCUUAUUCACAUGCUGAAGAUAGUAGCAUUGCUGACGGGCCAUCACAACCACUACCACGCUCACAGACUCCUCAGCAGCGUUCCGCCUUACCACUGAAUGAUGACAUGGUGCAACUGGCAGAGGUGCUCUAUUCAUGCGCUAAAGACCCAAUGGCAGAAUCUGUUGAUAGAGACAUGGUAGCUGACGCAACACUCUUCCUUUGGAAUCGUUGCAAGUCCGUCUUCCAGAAGGUUCAGACCGGAGCAUCAGACAGUGUGAAGUACCUUCAGAAGAUUGAUCAGCCUAAUAAAUGGGUUCACAUCCUAAGCAUUGUCCACGAGGUGAUGUACUGGUGUGGGAUUAGCACCAUGGACUCUGGAGUGACGGCUGAGGUUGCCAUCCGUCUGGCUCUAGUCCUGGAGAACAACGCUGCUAAUGAGCCUGACACAGGAAAGUUGAAGAUGAAGACAAUGAGUGGUGAGACAGGUUCUGGUGGAAGGCAAUCAACAGAGGCUGAUAACCAGUCUGUUUCUACCCUCCAGAAAGAUGCCACUCCAGUCCCCAAGUCCCCGGCCAAAUCACAAGGAGCCAGCGAGGGUGGGCGUGAUACGACGACGGGCCUGGGUCGCACCAGCACGUCUCUCUACACCGCCUCCAUCUUGAAGCUGGGCGGCAGGGAGCAACUCUUAGCCGCUCGGGAGAUACUAGAGCGAGCUCUUCAGGGGAUGUCCAACGCCAGGCAGAUUGUGGCGCUUACAGAUGGGAAGUCUAUUGCUGAUGUCAGCUGGGUUAAGGACACCACAUCUACAAAGUCUUCAAAAAAUACCGGCGUUCUUGACGCGGCCGAUAAAGACACAACAACCGAGAAAGCUGUUGAUAAUCCAGAGGGGGUUCACAACACGAUCAUGGAUCUCCAUCUUGAGUUGCUGUACAUGUACCACAGAGUGUGCAUCAAACUGGCUAACUCAUUAAACGGCGGUAGUGUGAAGACCAAGGCGGCGUCCAGCAAAGGACAGAAGAGUAGAGCCACAAGUGAGCCGCAACUGAUUCAGCGAGGUGAUGGGCACAUCGUCCACAUCGACACCCAUGAAGAGCUUCUCUCUAGCUGUGGUAAGAACAUGGUCUCUAAAGCUCUGUUCCUCAUGCAGAGGGCUUUAUCCAUGACCAAGUCUGGCACCCCGACUCAAGCACAGGGAGAAUAUUUACAGGACGCUAUUAGUCAGGUGACCAAAGCUCAAGACCAGGAGUUCAAACUGUUCAGUAACAAUGCUCCCCAGAAGCAGGGCCAGUCAACCAGUGUCCGUGAGUCAGGCGUCCCACCAGCUCCCUUGCUCCUCAGCCGCACAGACACUACCAUGGUGUUCAGACCAGGACCUUUCAAACCAAAACAAAAGGUGGCGUGGUACAGGUUGUUUGGCAGACUUGCUAGUGGUAGCAACGUUAAGGUCAGGUUGAAUGACUACUUCUUACCUGGCACUGGUGAAGAGGUUCCGGCGUACGAUUGCGAGCUUCAUGUCUCUGGUCUCCAGACCAAUGAGAAAUACGUCUUUGCUGUAGCUGCCUACACAGCCAAUGGAACCCUGAUUGGUGAUAGCAUCGGAGAUACGACUAAGUCUAUCCUGGCAUCCCACCCCCUUCCAAUACUAAUGACAUGGGCAUUCCUUAGUCAGGCUGCAUAUCAAGUGGGAUGCUACCCUAUAGGUCUGACUGCAAGUAGAGUACUAUGGGAUCACUUUGUAGCUCCAGUACCACCUCCUGAAUCUGAUAUUGAGCUGAAGACCGCAAGAGAAGACUUCCGUCUUACUCUCAGAAAACUGAAUGUCAAGACCUGUGGCGUUGCUUCCCCGGUGGUCCUACGAAUGUUUCUGACCAGUAUCUUCAUCAACGUAGAUGUGAGCGUCAGGGAAGGACAGAUUUACUGUGAUAAACUCUGUGAUCAAGGGCCCUACUCAAAAGGACAGUUACAGCGGUUAGCAGAGUGUGAGCGUAUGCUAGUUGCAAUGGAGCUAGCUGGAUGGCUAAAUGAGUCCAACCUGGCCCUACAAGCCGUAGUGCAGUGCUAUGGAUUGUUGGCUCCUAUUAUACACUACAAGAUCCCAUCUACUCCAGUUGUGCAGGUUCUGACUCGCUGCUACGCCAUCCUCUUAGAGAUGCCAGCUAGCCUCCGCCAUCGUCGUCAGCAAUCCAUCUCCGAUAGUCUCCAUCACAUGAUAGCUGUUAUUACUUACCACAUGGCGAAGGUACUAAGGGUCUGGAAGCAGAAAUCACUGGCUAAUUACAUCACUGAGACGGGAAAGAAGAUGCUGGCUAUUGAGAAGGAAUCUGAGCAGAAAGGCAAAGCAGAAGCAAUUGAUUUCAUUGAGGAUGUAGACGGAGGCGCCGGCCAGGGCGGCGCGCAAGCAGUUAAGAAGAAACGCCCUCGACGCUUCGGCCAGACCAUCUAUAACGUAGAGGGACCUAAGAAUGAAGAGCUGAGAGCCCUUGAAGCACACAUGCUCAAGCUGUCUAAACUAGCUCACAACGCCGACGAACUGACAGGGUCUGAGGAUCCUAAUAUCCUACAUGCUUUCAUUGCUGCUCUGCCGAGUAGAUAUGCCUACAAAGAAGUUGUGAAGUUUCGCCGCCGAGCUCGUUUCCUUGAGUUUGUGGUGCAGGUUGUGCAGAAGGCGUUAAGUGAAGGACUUGUAGACACUGCUAUUGAGUGGUGUGAGGAUAGUGUCUUAUGGCUUAUCAGGCGUAAUGAGCAGUUGUCAGCAGUCAAAGCCACCUUAUCUAAGCAGCCUGGAGGAGUAACGGUAGCUGGAGAUGACCCUAAGAAAUACACCGCUGCCGUUAUUGAAUACACCAAGAACAAGCCAGCUACCCUCCAAGUGCCGGCCAAGUCGCCGUCGGACCUCAAGAGUCCCAGGAGAAAGAAGAAGAAAUUUCAGCUUCUGGUCCAUCUUCGAUCCAAUCAGUUGAAGAUGUCUGAUGCUGCUAAGGCUCAACAAGAGCAGAAGGAACUUCAGGCGUUUGAGAAGUUGGAGCAGAUACUUCCGGAGUUCUACCACACCCAGAAGAAGAAGCAGAGACUGAGGAAGAUAUGCGCUGAUGAGAUCCCAUGGAGGACACAGUUAAACAUUCUGCAAGGAUUGUGCCACUUCGCUCAAUUCUUGAACAAAAUCGGAAAGAGAGACAAACUGAUGGGACCAGCAGCAGGUGAUAUAUACAGAUCUGCCUACCUAGACAACGAGUGGUUUACUUUUGAGACAGCAGGUACCCUCGUCGUUGGGUGGGAUGGCGGACCUUCCCGUGCUACAACCAGACAAGAUGAGACCAGACCAUCCAUGAACGACCCUGUCAUUGUUCAGCUUCAACAGAUGGAUGCUGGGGACGAAUAUAAGCUGCAACCUUCAGCUAUAGAGGUAGCUGCACUCGUUACAGUGGGUGAGCCGGUUCCUGUAGUCCCCUUACCCCCUGAUGAUAAGGAGUCGGACACUAUGAGGACCUAUCGCUCUAUGGAUAGUGAGAGAGCUGCUAAGGCACAUCACCAUCAUGCAGACUACGCUGGUAUUACAACCCAAGCCACUGUGGAGAGCCUCAAGAAGACAUUUGACCACCUCAAGAAGGCAGUGGUCCUUGCCCAUCGUGGCAGCCAUUGGAGCCUACUUCAGAAUGCCUGCCGUGCCCUGUGGAACUGCGCCCAUACCUCCCUCCUUCAUACCUUCGCUAGCGGUCAUACCAAUGGUCUGCUCUCCGUGGAGGCAUUGAGGAGUGUGGUGUGGAAGCCGUUCCUAGUCGCUGUGGAUUGCUUACUUGAUAUGAUGGUGUGCCUGCAGAAUGAAGCAGAAACUGUACAGAAGAAGUCAAAGAAACCUGUCUUGGUCAACAGCUGGGUGGGGACUGUCUCGGAUGAGAAGGGCGGGGCUAGUCUGAAGUUUGAGAAUCCCCUGGAUGACAUCAGCACGAUGGAUUCACGCUGGAUGAGACGGCUGGUCCUACGCGUCUUAGAGAUGUUGUAUUACGAGCAGCAGUGGGAAUGUCUAGCAGAUAUUGCCAUGAGAUUCAAUGUCCUCUCUCAAGAGCGUUAUUCUGAAUAUGUGACUCCCCUCUUGGUACAAGCCCAGCGUAAGCUCAUCUCGCGUCUGCAGGCCUACGGAGGUCCGCCCCCCGUCCAGCCGCACUUCAAGCUGGCCUCGGAGAAACUCGGCGGUGAACCCAUCACAGCUAGGAACUACAUGAACGUGCAACUGAUUGUGGAGAUCGAUCCAACCAACCUCAAGGCUAUAGAUGUUGGCGGACGGAUCGAUCCUGAAGGACAUGACGUUUAUGGAGGUGCAUCAGAUGCGGGCAAGCGCGUAUGCGUCCCGCUGGAUAUUGACGAUAGCCUGGCAGGAUUCAAACAGGCUCUGAGUGCCAGUAACUACACAGCUAGAGCAUUACAGCAUAGCCGUAGACUGCUCGUCUUGUACCUAGCCACACAACAAAAUGCACCAGCCGUACCGAGCCAUCAGAAUCUCAACAGCAGAGUUGGUUUCUCUGAGACCGACGGCCAGCCACAAAUGACCGUUCCUCCUGAUCUGUCUAAAGCUGAGUUUAAGAUCAUGUCCGAGGUACAGACUUCGGCAUUACCAAAGUCACAGCUUGGAGUGGUCAUCACAUCAUAUGAUAAAACAAUCGAGAUGCUACUAGCAAGGAAGCAGCUAGGUCUUGCUGCUCAGGCCAUGCAUGAACUAGGAAACUUAUACUACCAUGCUGCUAAUAUAAGAGCUGCAUUUAAAUGGUGGGCGGAAUCUCUGGAUCUCAUCCUGAAUACCAAUGACAGUCUGCAUGGAUGGCGUAAGUUGCUGACAGGUCAAAGGUCACAGUAUGACAUCAGCAAUCAGCUGCUGGAUCGAUGCGGGAUGUGGGGCUGUCUUCUAGGGGCCGUGCUGGCGUCAAAGAUUGCUCAGUACAUCUUGACCUCUGACCUUGGUCUGCGCAUGGAGAGCUGCUUCCUGUCUGCGUUCCUCUUCAAGGCUUUAUUCCGCGCCUCCCUGCCCCACCCUACUGCGGACAGGGACUACGCUCUGUAUGAGAUCGGAGAGGGUUGUGAGGUGCAGUACCUUAUCCCAGGCGUGGACCUACUAUCGGAUAAGUACCGCUGUGAUGGGAGGACGUUGUUGGCAUCGCUGAGAUGGGUUGCUGAGGAGCUGUCCAGGGGCAGGCAUAACCUAAUGGUUCUACCUCUGCUGACAUUGUACCAGUAUAUGACAACCUUUGUCUGCAGAGAUUUACAACGAGCUGUGGACGGACGUAUCCUCAAGGUGAGAAUCUUGACUGAAUUGAGUCUGUACAAUGAAGCCUUUACCGUCCUAUCUCGUCUGCUUCAUGGAGAACGACUACCACAGACUGCCGAUAACAACUUCAGACAGGUGGAAUCAAAGAUGUCUUCUCAGAAGUUUAAUUCCUGCAAGCCUGUGAUGGAACCGACCAAUCUCAAGAUGUUAGAAACACUGAUUGACAAGAGACUAUCACCGUCCUUAGCUACGCUGUACGGACCCCACCUGACCUGUCACUUGUCCCUUGCUCAGGCACACCUCAUGGUAGCGAUCUCAUCUACUAUACAAGUUAUGCCGGAUCAAGACUUUGUCAUACUUAACUCUACUCCUGAGCCUCAACAGCGGAAACCAAGCCCAACCACCAGUACCACAAUCAGCAAACCGCCGACGUCAAUCAUAUCAAAGAAGACUGAAAAGAUUCACACUAAGAUCACAUUAGAGAAUGCACUAGCAUCCGAGGAAGGCUCAGUGGAAAGUCUGACGAUUACUGAAGACACAGGCAAGAAGUUUACAGGAGGGAAGAGACCACUCACAUUGGAAGCUGUCAAGGGAGGAUUGUUAAGGACUGCAGAACAAACUCUGAAGAUUAUGGUCGAGAUUAUUCAAGGACAAGCAGCUGGGGGCCAAUCUGCAGCCGAGUUGGAACUUAUCGUCCUAGCUAAGCUAGAGUUAGCGUCAGUCUAUAGAGAGCUUCAUCUAGUAGCAACCAGUGCCCAGGUCGUCCUGUCCGCUAUGACGGCUCUACAAGGAAGCAACUUGUUUGACGAGGUUAAGAAAUCCAAAGUACCACGCAGGUUGUCAUCCUUCAAGGGCAGUAAGAUGAGACUCCACAUGGAUUCCCAGCCUGUACCAACCCCGAUGGAUAUAGAAAGCCCCAGUCAGUACCAGUACCAGAACUUCCAGAGCAGAUCACGUCUGGACGCCAGGCUAUGGUUGGAUUGCCGUCUAGCUUUGGUGAAAUGCCUGAUGGGGCGUGUCAGGGGCAUGUCGUUGGUUGAAAGUACAGUGAGUCCUUUGGAUGGCUUGGACUGUCGUCAUUUCUGCAUGCAGGGACUGACGGAGGCUGAAGCUUGCGGUGACAACGAAAUGCAAGCUGAGUUCCUGAUGGAGGGCGCUCUUCUAGAUCUACAAGAAGGGCGGUCCCUGGAUGAUAUUAAACAAACUCUACAGGAGGUUGUGAGUCUCUUGGAGCAUCAACAGACCCUGUCUUCCCCUGGUUGUCUCCUCCUUGCUCUAGCCAAGAUUCAGCUAACCGAUCUUCAAGGGUUAUCAGCUCAUACCUACCAGAAGGAAAAGGGUGAACCGAUCACAAAGCACACCCUGGCAGCCUACUCGGAGGCCCAGGAGAUCCUACUGAAUCAGAUGAUGCUACUUGGUGAGAAGAUCGAGAGGAACAUCUCCACUCCAUGUCUCUCUGCUCCGACGGACCCUCUUCUUAACAUCUACUUACCUCAUCUACUGUACCUGGGUAAGGUUAAGAUGAGGAUCGGCCAUGCCCUGGCACGACAAGCUACCCGGGAACAAGCCAAGAACGCUGAAAAAUCUCUUGGUGAUAUCAGCCCUGAUCCCUGGCUGAAUGCCGCUGGGGUUCUCUCCACCGGGCUGGAAUUAGCUCGCGUCUGCGCUAGACAAGAAGGUAGCCUCGUAGCGGAGUUCUUACUCCAUCUCGGCAAGGUCCAACGUCAACUUGCACGAUGUAGAGCCUACCAACCGAGGGCAGUUGUCAUAACCCUGCUUGAAGCUGUCCGAGUCAGCAUGGGGGCUAAUCAUGAUUUAAGUGUGAUACGCCAAGCCUAUCUAGAGAUUGCCCUUUUGUAUCUGGACAGCGCUAGCCAGAGGUUGAAGGUAAUCAAUGAGUUACAGCAAGCGGAGCGCGAUGAGCCUAAAGCUACCGCAAACAUUCCGUCACCGGAGAAAAAGAAGAAAUCUAGGACGUCGUCCUCGUCUGCCUCCAAGAAAGGCUCUCGUACCCCCACUGCCUCCAAGGCGCCCACCAAGAGAGAUCUAGCCGAGAAAGAAGCCGUCGCUGAACGGAACAAAGAAUUAACAGCAGCUUGGACAGCUGUACAGGCGGCUACUACAGUUGCCUUGGCCCAACGUACCUUGGCUCUGCUGAUUGGUGACCCCUCAUUGACCUCUCUGACCUUAAAGGACAGGGUCAAAGGUCUGAUUCCGGACUUCGUGAUGCAGGAUUUGAAGAGCUCUAAGAAAGUGGAGCGAAGCGUUUCUCCCCCGACCGGCAUCAAGCAGACCCUGGAGACUUUAAACGAGCUGAAGCCUGACUUGGAAGACGACCUCUUAUCCAGUGGUUCACCGUCCCCAUUGCCUUUCAUCACGGGGUCGACCAAACCAUCCUCAAUCAGUUGGAUCCACCUAUUGAGCUACACCUCAAUCCUCCAGCGCACCUGUAACCUAGACUCCAUGGGGCUCGGGGUGGACGCCGAGGGCCCCCAGGCCGAGAGUGGUAGCCUCGGAGCUGGAUUCGAUCUCGGGUUCGUAAAUCACAGCGGGUUUGACACCGGGGUGAACCACGAGGUCGUCCGUCUUCCUCUACUCUGUGGAGACAGCUUGAUACGUCUACGAAGCAUGCUCGGAUUCCUUAACACCCACCUCCAAGUGUUCGCCACGAGCUGUCAGGCUAACAAACCACCGCAAGGUCUUGCUCUACCUUUUACAGGAGCAGCAACUGAGCUCUCAAUCCCGUCGAAGACCUAUCCAGAGAAUUUCUUUUGUUUCAAUAGCAAACUAGCCGGGGAUGACACAAACAAGAACGCCCCCAAAGGAGUGGAUAAACUUCAGGCAUCGUCCAGCGAGAAUGAGAUAUACCUACAAUGGUAUCAGCCGUCCACUCACGACUCCAGCACAUCCACAAUCAGGCAGAUCCUGUUACUCUACGCCAUCAGUUCCCCUCCAACACCGAAGGCGUCGUCGGCGAAAUCAUCCACCCCAGACCCACCCCGUCCCAUCGUAGGCAGUAUGACCCUCUCACUGCCCGUGGUGACAGAUCUCCACGAUCGACUUGCCGUCCUCAGACAAAAAGCGGAGAUCUCCCUACAAGCUGAGAAGGUGGAGAAACCCAAGCCACCGAGUACCCCAUCGGGUACGCCCACUAAGGAUGGGACUAUUACGCCCGGUAAACCCACCAACAGGAAAUCAAAGAGGACAGCUCGCAUUGCACAGCUGUCUGCAAAAGUCAAACGGGAUGAAAAUCUGGAGGCCUUGUUAAGACAGUGUGUGGAGAUGGUGCAAGAUCUACUCAACUACAAACCACCGGAGCAAGAUCAACAAGAUCCAAAACCGAUUCCAUUUGAAGUGCAGCUGCCACGUAUUCACAGUCUAGAGCAGUUGUUUGAUCCAAGCUACGGAGACCAUCUGAAAGGAAGCAAGCUGUACGAGUGGCUAGCACCGAUGCUACAACAAUAGCUCAAACUAUCACUCAUUUCAGACACGCGCACUAGAGUCGUGCCGAACCAAACUCUGAAUUAAGUAUAUAGGAGCGACUGGACGCGCUAGAAGUCAAAAGAUCUACAGUUACAGUUGUUUGGACCGCCUCUGGAGCGCCUUGGUUUCAGACGUUGAUCUUGUCAUGAGCCGAACCAACGUAAAUGUUAUGUUAAGCUUGCCUGUCUGAAACCAAAAUUUAUUUGGUUCGACCUAGAGUCACUUCAAAUCUAGUUAAUUCCCAACUUCAUAGAGCUUCUUAAGGGGGUGGGGCAUUUUGCCUUCCAGCGGGUGGGGAGGAGCAUGUUUUCUGUGUUUAUUUUGUGUGAGGGGCACUACAUCUGGAUUUUUGUAUGGGGGCACCCUACCCCCUCUCGAAUUCCACAUCUUGCAGAAACUUGUUGCCCCCCCCCCCCUUGACUAGAGAGGACAAUUAACAAGAGGUAAAAGACUAUUUAUGUGUAAGGGACAGUUAGGCAAUUUGUGACUGAGACACCCCGAACAAGCUAGGUACUCCUUUUAAAAACAACCAAAAGUCAAUAGGUUCAGUGGUAGAAAUGAAGUCACUGAUUGUAUUACACAGUUUCACAUUUGAGCUGUUUUUUGGUUUGGAGCAAGCACUAGGAGAAAAUUGGUCUAAUUUUUUCUUAUGGGUAAUACUUCAAUACUCAAAGGAAUUGAAAGAUAUUUGUACAUUUCAGAUUAAAUUAAAAAAUGCAGUGAGGUGUUACUAUUAUUAAGUACAAGACCGCCGGACUUGUACAGUUGUGAAUUUACUGUCCCGGGCCUCGGGCCUUCCGUCCAUUGUUAAUUCCAUGUGUUGAUUGAUUGAUUGUAAAUAUUAUUGACUGAUUUCACCAAUCUAUUCAUACCAAAGACAGUUCAUUCAUUCUUACCAUGGUUGAGAGGAGAUCACGUGGCUAUGUUCAAAUGUGCGAUAUCAGGCCUGUAUGCUUCAUUUUUGAAAAGGCAAGGGCACCAAGGCAUUUUCUCUUUGGCAAAGGGCA
Asterias rubens (European starfish) is the source of this 11264-nucleotide messenger RNA. RefSeq names its product cilia- and flagella-associated protein 54-like. The transcript is spliced from 60 exons. NCBI's taxonomy places the organism in Eukaryota, Metazoa, Echinodermata, Asteroidea, Forcipulatida, Asteriidae. Gene Ontology annotation, biological process: cilium assembly. The record is from RefSeq and is a predicted model, not a curated record. Bases 1 to 10239 code for a protein of 3412 amino acids.